Messenger RNA from Mixia osmundae IAM 14324, 3608 nucleotides. RefSeq lists its product as uncharacterized. The record is from RefSeq and is a predicted model, not a curated record. The transcript is spliced from 3 exons. The coding region runs from base 189 to 3539 and encodes 1116 amino acids. Lineage: Eukaryota; Fungi; Basidiomycota; Mixiomycetes; Mixiales; Mixiaceae.
GUUGUCCCGAUCGCUCAAAGCAGAAGGCAGCCGCAGUCUUUGGAUAUCAGCGCUUAGCAGCGUUCUUGCGCCUGCAUGUGCCCGCCUAUAGAAUCAAGGUGAUCAGCGUCGACCCUCGGCGGAGCUUAUAUCGCACCUUUCGCCCAAGUGCAUAGAUCAGACGACAGCGCCAGAUAGAGACAGCGGCCAUGCGAGCCAUUGACACCUCGCCCGGUUAUGCGUCGCAACCGGCCAGCAGGAUACCGAGGCUGUCUGCCGGUGCAGGUCCCACCACGGCUGGCUCGCGUAGAGUGCCUUCGGCGGGCAGCAAGUCUGGACUGCCCAGCCCAGUAACGCCAAAAGAGCCAGCUCAGCGUGCUCAGCCCAAGCCAGACGUAGCAAACAUAGAGACAGACAAGUCAACAGCAACACUUCCAAUGACGACUACAAGCCCGCUCGCACAAGAAUCAAUUGUUGCAGAGCUGACGGCAGGAGCCAAAGCGCCCGCUCCCGGCAAGCCUACGGGCAUUCCCCGUUCGACGAGUAACAGCAGCGGUGGUAUGCCGGCCAUACGACUGCUACGCAACAGAUUCCUGCACUCCAAUACGCAGACGAAGUCCACUGCCGUGACGCCGUCGCCAAGACCUUUGCCUAUCAAGACGAGCCCUACUACAUCUGGUAUACCACGAGCCAACGGUGCUGGCUUUGGCUUCAACAGGACGCCCAGUCAAGGCAACAAAAGCGUCAAGCUAGACAGCUCGACAAACUCACCCGUUCAGGACGACGUGCCCUCCCUCGCAUCCAUUGGCACGGGGAGAAAGAGCGCAACCCCUCAAUCGCCAACGCAAGCCAGAAGUCCUGCGUCCCCUACAUCCCCUAGAUUCAAGACCGGCAGUCAGCAAGAUCCGUCGGCACGACCGCGGCGAAUUUCGUCUCCGCGCAUCUUGUCGAGUUCUACAGAAUUCGAGACGCCAAUUGAGGAAGCAAGCGAGACUCAUGACAACUUCAUGGCCACUUCGCGGUCUCCUCCACUCGUGAGGAUGUCGCUCGACAAAGCAAGAACAUCCCUAGAUAAGAGUGACCGCAUCGGCUUGGGCUUCCCGAUCAGACAGACUGCGCCUGCGUCGCGCGAGAUAUCAGGUUCAUCCCUUGUCACACCGGUCACUAUUUCUGCCGGUCGUUUGGGCCUCGAAGAAUCGCCAGAGAUCAGUCCUGGAUUGCGGACUCACGACGCCUCGCCCGAGCCCGAGCAAGCUCCGAUAGCGUCGCAGAAGGCACUGGGCUCUACCAAUCCGUCCGGCCAGCCGCUCAAUGGCUCGCCAGAUGUCACAAGCCCGGGAACGAGAUCAGUGCGCAGUUUCGUCUCAAGCACAAGUCCUCCCGAUCCGCCUGAACGUGCUAGCUCCGUGCCGAAAGCUUACAGAGGCUCGGAUGGUUUAGCUCGAUUCUCUUCUAUCGGAAGUGCAGCCAAUGGUCAUGCUCAGCCGCCAAUCAACAAAGACGAUAUGGCCUACAGAGCUCACGCGUUGCAAUCGCGCUCUCUGUCAAGAGGGUCAUCGCAAGGCACUUCGCGCUCGACCAGCCCGACUGCAGCUGCCGAGCCUGCAAAGACUCACAUAGAGCAGACUGCGCUUGCCCCACCGGUUGCAACCUCGCUAACGACCGGGCGUUCUGCGAUAGACUCGAUUUUGGCAUCUGAUGAAGGCAUACUGGGAUUGCGUUCAGUACAGUCUAGCAGUCCUCAUGUCGUCUCUCGCGAAGCUCAACUUGCAGCAGAGCAAGAGACUGAGCGUGUGGACAGUCUGCGCGUGCCAAGACAGCCGUCUGCCCAGCGACACUCUCCUCUUGAAGAUCUAAUCGCUUCCCUCGGUGGCCGACGCGUCUCUGCAGAGUCCGAUAGAUCCGAAGCUAGUGCAAAGAGCUCGGAGGAAGACGUACAAGCAAGGCCCAGUCUGGUUGCGCCGGGCAAGCUGGUCUCGAGAUGGUCGUCCAGCUUCACAGCGCAAUCUGAGCGCAGCUCAACUCAUGCCCCUGAAGUGGCCGUAGAUACGCCGGGCUCACAGACGGAGGAUGAUGAGCUCAGCGCUCUGCCAAGCGAUCUGGGCAACAGCCUUGCAAAUCGGAAUAUCACGCCUCGCACGGCAAAGCGUUGGUCUCUCGAUGAGAUGGAACAAUCCUAUCAGCGUAUGCGAGCAAUCAUCACGUCGACGAGUGUGGAACCUGGUGAGACUAACAAAGCCGCGGCAUCGGGCCUGGCAAGAUCAGUGUCCGCGCAAACGCCACCCAGGCACACGACGUCCCCAGAUGCAACGCCAACAGCGAAUCGUCGUGCGAGCUGGGCGUCUCGACCACAGACUAGCUCGGACUCUGAAGAGGACGUUCCGCAGAUCGGCGCCUAUCCUAAGAAGAUGACGCCCGCAUCAGCCAGAUCGCUACGCCACAUGCGAUCCUCGACUGCUGAAAGCUUCGCGUCUUUCACGACUGCAACAAGUGUAAGCGCUCCAGACAAUCUUGAUGCUCUCGCUACUACGCCGACGACGCCGCGAGCUACCGUGCAUACGCUGCCCGAUGAGCGGCCUCGGUCCGCUAGCGUCAAUUCUUUGCAUUCGACGAGCCCGUACACCCGCCUGCCCGCCAUGCGACCGCGCGGUGUGCGCCGAAGCUUGGCUGGCACUUCAGAUCGAUCAGUGAGUGUACAAUCGAAUCAUGCGCCUCUCGUCGAGCGGAGUGAUUCCGCCCAGACGGCGACCGAUCGCGAGCUUAGUGAUGACCAUCUUGCCGAGCUCUCGAACACGUCCAGAUCAGCGUCCAUCGAGCGCAGCUCGUGGUUCAACGACAAUACGCCCGGGAGAGCUUUCGCUGCAAGGCCCACCCGAAUCGCGUCCGGCUCAUCUACGCUGGCCGAUCAGAGCUUGGCAAACAUACGCAAGCAAGAUAAGAUCGAGCUAUUUUUGCAAUACACUAAAGCCAUGGCUGAGCUCGACGCUCUCAAGAUGCAGAGCUCGCUCGAGCGUCAGGCUCUGCUUGAUGCGCUACAAGAGCAGAGAGAAGCUCUUCAGGACAUCAGAAAUCAGCGUGACGCCCUACAAGCACGCAAUCAAGACGAGAGAAUGCGCUCUGUGCUUGGCUAUGAUCCCGCAGCGACUCUUCGCAAUCGCUCGCGUCAACAUUCUCGUUCUGCGUCGGCGUCGAUCGAGGUGGAUCAUAGCAGUCCGGGCAACACAUCGCUACGCGCAGAUUCUGAGCGUAGCUCUCGCGAGGCUGAGCUGCAUGAAGAGCUGCAGUCGACUCAGUCGCAGCUUGCGCAGAUGCAAGCUCAAUUGGACGCAGCUCGCAGGGAGAUGGAAGCCCUGCGGAUUCAGGCUUCCUCUCCCGUACCAGAAAGGUCAAAGACAACCAAGUUAGCGCCGUCCUCGAAACUUCCUAGAAAAUCGAUCACGCUUGCAAAGACCAACGGACGACAUGGACAUGCUUCAGAUAGCUCGUCUGUUGGCGAUCGCGAGCGACCUGGCAAAAUCAGUAUCAAGUCUUCUUCCGUUCGCACUCGCUUGACGCGUUAAGCGUCGAUGUAUCAAUCGUUAUGAUUGCCCUUUAUCUUGUGUCACCUUUAUUGGAUCUUGUUGAUGUUC